Messenger RNA from Physeter macrocephalus (sperm whale), 5289 nucleotides. RefSeq names its product interleukin 17 receptor E (gene IL17RE). The record is from RefSeq and is a predicted model, not a curated record. The transcript is spliced from 16 exons. Gene Ontology annotation, molecular function: interleukin-17 receptor activity. NCBI's taxonomy places the organism in Eukaryota, Metazoa, Chordata, Mammalia, Artiodactyla, Physeteridae. Bases 1636 to 4017 code for a protein of 793 amino acids.
ACCUGGCAGUGGCGGUGGGGAAGUGAACUGGACAUAGGGAACUUAAGUCAUAGUUGCAACCCUACAGCUGAUUGGCAGGAACUACUGUGGGCCAUACAUUUAACCUCCACCUCUCAAAUGGUCCGUUCUCAUUUAUCCAGCUUGGGUUAUGGGUUUGUCUUUUGGUUGGACAUUGAUGUUUAUCAUUCAGUGUUAACAGUGUUAGUUAUGUGUCUAAUACUGUUUUAUGGUAUACAAAAGAAUUUUAAAGUAUCCUGCAUGUAGAAGAUUUGCAAUCUAUGUGAAACGUAAUAUCCAUGUGAAACAACUAAUGAACACAGUAUGUAAUGGUGUGGAGCAGAGAAGUUAAAAAUAGAAGUGGGAAAGAGAUCUGUGAACUAAAGGCCCUUUCACACAUAAAAGUCUGACACAGUAGAUAUUGCAUGAAAGAUGUGUGUCGGGCUUCCCUGGUGGUGCAGUGGUUAAGAAUCCGCCUGCCAAUGCAGGGGACACGGAUUUGAGCCGUGGUCCGAGAAGAUCCCACAUGCCAUGGAGCAGCUAAGCGCGUGCGCUACAACUACUGAAGCCUGCGAGCCUAGAGCCCGUGAUCUGCAACAAGAGAAGCCACCGCAAUGAGAAGCCCGCACACUGCAACAAAGAGUAGCCCCCGCUUGCCGCAACUGGAGAAAGCCUGCGCGCAGCAACGAAGACCCAACGCAGCCAAAAAUAUAUAAAUAAAUUUAUUUAAAAAAAAAAAAGGUGUGUCCCUUUGCUCUUACCCACUUGACUUUAUUGUGUCUGGAUGAUGCCCAGAUCUCUAACUGCGGGUCUCUGCCCUUUCCAGAGUUAUUCUGUUCUAUAAACAUUAGGUAUGGGGCUUCCCUGGUGGCUCAGUGGGUAAGAAUCCGUCUGCCAAUGCAGGGGACGUGGGUUCGAGCCCUGGUCUGGGAAGAUCCCACAUGCCGCGGAGCAGCUCAGCCCAUGCGCCACCACAACUACUGAGCCUGCGCUCUAGAGUCCACGAGCCACAACUACUGAGCCAGUGAGCCAGAACUACUGAGCCAGCGUACCACAACUACUGAAACCCACACACCUAGAACCCAUGCUCUGCAACAAGAGAAGCCACCUCAAUGAGAGGCCUGCACACCGCAACGAAGAGUUGCCCCUGCUCACCACAACUAGAGAAAGCCCGCAUGCAGCAACGAAGACCCAACACAGCCAAAAAUAAAUAAAAACAAAAACAUUAGGAGGAAGCCACGGGACGACGUGGAGGGUCCCCACAGAGAAUGGAGGCUCAUCAGCAUCGGAAACCACAGGAAACCAGCUCUAAGUGGUGCAUCAGUCACGUCGGUCUCCAGCACCCACUGCGGAGAAGUGCUUGAUGGCUCUGUCAGUUUUCUAAGCGAGAGGAUGAAGCACGUGUCCAGGGGAGAUUCAAGGCCAGGAGCAAGCUAAGGGGCGGGUCUGAUCUGCAGGGUGUUGCAGGAGUAGGAGGAGUUAAGAAGUGGGUGCAGCCCGCCAUCCAUCCCCCUAACCCUGUGCCGGCCUCUUUCCUGUUAUUUCUCUGCCAGAGCAGGAAACCCCCUUGCCCUCCAGGUAGGGGAGUAGGGUUUUCUGGGGGGCAAGUGUCCUUCAGUCCCUCCACUUGGAGAAGGAAUGUGGCCCGGCCGGCUGGUUGGGAUUAAGAAGGAGCUUUGGGGCAGGGUGGGGCAGGGGCAGGCUGAGGCGAGGGCUCCUGCUGGCACUGCCCUCCCUGCUGCUGCACGCAAGGCCCUGCCACCCACCUUCAGGAGGUGCAGCCAUGUUCUGGAUACCCUGACCCCUCGGAAGCCCAUGGGGAGCCCCGGACUGGCAGCCCUGCUCCUGCCUCUCGUCCAGCUCUUCGUUGGCCUGUCUGCCUCUGCUGGUAUUGGCUGCCCCUACCUUCCCAGCUGGAGCACCCUCUGUCUGCUGGCCUCCCACAUGGAUGACAGUUUCACUGGAAGGUCUGCCCAGAUUCCUCGCCAUACUCUAUCGGCCUUUCCCCCCUCCCCAAAGCCUUGGUGUGCUUGGCUCUGCCACUGUCCCUGCUGUUGGUGCCUGCAUCUGGUGUCAGAUCCUUCGGGUCUUCAGUGGGGCUGGCUCCACCUCCUGGUGCAGAAAUCCAAAAAGUCUUACAAGUUCCGGUUCUGUAGGAGGCACACGAUGCCAGCAUCUGCUCAGACACCUCCCACAAGGGGCUGCGUUCCAAAAGAACCCAACCUGCAGAUCCAGAGAAAGGGGAAGUUCUCUCCAAACGUGGCUCUCAAAGGCUUGGAGGUAGGCACAUCGUGUGACUGGAGAUGGUGGAGCCAAGAAGUGGUACCUGUGCUAAGGCCAAAAGACAAGGUCACCAAGUCCCCCUUCUCCCCAGGGCCUGAGUUCUCCUUUGACUUGCUGCCUGAGGCACGGGUUAUUCAAGUGACCAUUCCUCCAGGCCCUGAGGUCAGUGUGCGUCUUUGCCACCAGUGGGUACUGGAGUGUGAGGAGCUGAGCCGUCCCUUUGAUGCCCAGAAAAUUGUGUCUGGGGGCUGCACUGUAGACCUGCCUUAUGAAUUCCUUCUGCCCUGUCUGUGCAUCGAGGUGUCCUACCUGCAAGAAGACACCGUGAGGCACAAAAAAUGUCCCUUCCAGAGCUGGCCUGAAGCCUAUGGCUCGGACUUCUGGGAGUCGGUGAACUUUACUGACCACAGCCAGCACAGUCAGAUGGUCAUGGCCCUGACUCUCCGGUGCCCACUGAAGCUGGAUGCCUCCCUCUGCCAGAGGCGGGGCUGGCACACCCUCUGCGAAGACGUCCCCAAUGCCACGGCUCGAGAGUCAGAGGGGUGGUAUGUCUUGGAGAAGGUGGACUUGCACCCCCAGCUCUGCUUCAAGUUCUCUUUUGGAAACAGCAGCCACGUUGAAUGCCCCCACCAGACAUUCGGUGAGCCAAUAAGUGACCCUGGCUGGGACCCCUUCCCACCAUUUCACCCUCAUGCAACUGCGGCAAAGCCAAACUCUAUGCCUGCCCUGACUUCUCUGUCAACUGCAGCCCGGCUCCUAUCACCUCCCACAAAACAUCAUCUAUUACAUGUUGCCCUUUCCUACCCGCUGGCAGCCCCAUCCUGGAACGUGAGUAUGGAUACCCAGGCCCAGCAGCUGGUCCUUCACUUCUCCUCAAGGAUGCCUGCCACCUUCAGUGCUGCCUGGAGCCACUCAGGCUUGGGGCAGGACAGCAUGGUGCCCCCUGUGUACAGCAUCAGCCAGACUCAGGGCUCAAGCUCAGUGACACUAGACCUCAUCGUUCCCUUCCUGAGGCCAGGGGGCUGUGUCCUGGUGUGGAGGUCAGAUGUCCAGUUUGCCUGGAAGCACCUCCUGUGUCCGGAUGUCUCUCAUAGGCUCCUGGGGCUCUUGAUCCUGGCACUGCUGGCCUUCACCACCCUACUGGGUGUUGUUCUGGUGCUCACCUGCCAGCGCCCACUGUCAGGCCCAGGUCGAGCGCGGCCGGUGCUACUCCUGCACGUGGCGGACUCCGAGGCGCAGCGGCGCCUGGUGGGAGCGCUGGCUGAACUGCUGCGGGCCGCGCUGGGCGGCGGGCGCGACGUGAUCGUGGACCUGUGGGAGGGCACGCGGGUGGCGCGCGUGGGCCCGCUGCCGUGGCUCUGGGCGGCACGGGCGCGCGUGGCGCGGGAGCGGGGCACCGUGCUGCUGCUGUGGAGCUGCGGCAGCCCGAGCCCCGCCGGCGGCGAUGCCCGCGCCGCGCCCCUGCGCGCCCUGCUCCGCGCCGCCCCGCGCCCGCCGCCGCUGCUCGCUUACUUCAGUCGCCUCUGCGCCGAAGGCGACAUUCCUCCGCCCCUGCGCGCCCUGCCCCGCUACCGCCUGCUGCAAGACCUGCCGCGCCUGCUGCGGGCGCUGGACGCGCGGACUUCCACCCAAGCCACCAGCUGGGGCCGCCUUGCGGCCCGGCCGUGCCUGCGGGGUCGCGUGGAGCAGUGCCGCCAGCUGGAACGCGAGACCGCCAAACUUGCCGAUCGAGGCUGAGCAGAGCUCACCGCAGUCCAGAUGUCUGUGGCCGCAGGCCUAGGGGCACUGGCUGGAAGCCCCGAAUGAGGCUUCUACCCCGGAAUCGUUGGAUGCCUCCUAGGGGCCACUGGCGGCGAAGCCUUACGCUGCCUCCCAGCCCGGGAGCGGGGCAUCACACUCACUGUCCCCGCCCGUUCCCCACGUUCCCCACGUUCCCCACGUUCCCCCAGGGUCCAGUCUCUUCCUCAUGCUUAUGCUUGAGGGUUCUCUCCCUCAGAACCCCCAGGGAGAGUCACUCUUUCCUGAGAACUCCUCUGACCUCAGUGCUGUUGUGAGUGGGGGAUCGUCCCACUUCCUCUCUCCGAAAUGCCAGAGAAUAGUCUGCAUGUGCUCCAGUCCAGGCCAGAGAGGUUGGGACAGGGGUUGGGGAGGCGGGAGCUAUGGCAGCUCUGAGUGGGAGGCGGCUUCAGAGGGGGUGAGGGGACAGAAAACCCCUUUGGGAGCCAGGGAUCCCCCUUUUCCAGACCGGGGCCCUGCCCAGAGUGGGAGGAAGGGAGGGAGGGAGGGCUCUGGACCCAAGGAAGGAGGCUUUGGCCCUGGGUGAUGGGGGCAAAGGUGGGACAGUGGAGACUGAGAUAGAGAAAGUUGAAUAAAGGUGAACAUGAUGGAUAAACUAAGAAACACAAGGUGCUUUUCCAGUGUGCCCAGGGUGCUGAGUUGGAAGGGUCAGCAAGAACCUGACUGGCGGUUGUUAUGCAUCAUUUUCUGGGCCCAAAUCCACAUCCAUGUCGGUCAUAUUCUCACAAGCAAUGUCUCCCUGGAAAUUUCCUUGAUCCUUACUGUGAUUCUUCAGAGAGAAGAGAGGAAAACACAGGUUCAGAAAGGUGGUGUGGGUCCACAGUCACGCAGCCAGCCCAUGGCAACAGCACAAACAGGACCCUGUCUUCCUGGCUCUGGGUCCUGAGUCCCAUGCCCCCCUCCCCCUCACUUGAACCUAGGCUGGGAAGUGGUGAAAAGCUCACGUUAUGGUGCCCCUUGUCCCUGUCUUUAGAGAUCCUGUCCCACGAUGAGACCCAAGGGGAAUGUCUGAAGGGACCUGGGGUGGCCAGUAAGAGGGGCCCUGUGGACACCAAGAUCCCAGAGUCACAUGGGAAGUGCAAAUGCCCCAGGAUUGCCUAGGGCGUCGGUUGUCUCGAUGGAGCCUUCCUCCUUAGGGACUCCCAGAGUGAGUAAGAGCUCCCUUACUCAGCCAUUAGGCCACCAGCCUCUCCAGGGGCCCCUCCCAGCCAG